Messenger RNA from Mirounga angustirostris (Northern elephant seal), 5621 nucleotides. It is a transcript of the gene SYNPO, whose product is annotated as synaptopodin. The coding region runs from base 16 to 3447 and encodes 1143 amino acids. The record is from RefSeq and is a predicted model, not a curated record. Gene Ontology annotation, biological process: modification of dendritic spine; positive regulation of actin filament bundle assembly; spine apparatus assembly. The transcript is spliced from 3 exons. NCBI's taxonomy places the organism in Eukaryota, Metazoa, Chordata, Mammalia, Carnivora, Phocidae. Gene Ontology annotation, molecular function: actin binding. Gene Ontology annotation, cellular component: nucleus; Z disc; actin cytoskeleton.
AGGAGAGGCAGCAUCAUGCUGGGUCCCCACCUCCCACCUCCACCCCGUGGACUCAGCGAAGACAGGCCUACCCCCUGCACCUUCCGGAUCCCUGAUGGGAGCUACAGGUGUCUGGCCUUGGAGGCUGAGGAGAGCAGCAGCGAGGAGGGCCUCCAGGGAGAGGCAGGGCUCGUGAACUUGGAGGAGGACAGGAAUGGGGACAACUCGGCUUGCAGAGCCACCCAAGGAGCACCAGAGCUGCCCAAUGCCCUGGGCAUCCAGCCACCCAGCUGCUUCAGGGAAGCACGACGGGGGCCCCAGCAUGUUAACAGGGCCAGCCAGGACUGGGACGUGGUGAAGGCUCAGCAGGUGGUGACAGCCCGCUCCAGCUCCAGGCCCAGCCCUGGGUCCAGGGUUGCCCAGAAACCAGCCUUGGGCCCGAGCACUAGCCUCACUGAGAGAGAUCUGAAAGAGGCGAAGGCCCGGAGUCAGCAGAUCGCAGCCCAGCUGACCACCCCUCCCAGCUCCAGCUCCCGCGGCGUCCAGCUCUUCAACAGGCGGCGGCAGAGGGUGAACGAGUUCACCUUGGAGAACCACGGCCGGAGGGGACAGAAGCCCAGCCAGGAGUCCCUCCGAGUGCCCCCUGCCAGCCCCACAGGCUAUGCCUCAGGGCUCAGCUUGAGUCCCACCUCACUCCCUGAACCAGGCCCUCCGAGGAACGCCGACAGCCAGAGCCCUGACGUAGGGGUCCCUGCUCACAGCAUGGAGGGAUGCUCGGAGAAGGCCAACUUGCUGCGGCACCUGGAGAAGGUGGCCAGCGAGGAGGAGGAGGUACCCCUGGUGGUUUAUUUGAAGGAGAACGCAGCCCUGCUGACGGCCAACGGACUGCACCUGUCCCAGAACCGAGAAGCCCAGCAGAGCCCAGCAAGCCCGCCGACGGCUGAGGUCCACAGCCCGGCUGCAGAUGUCAACAAAAACGUUUCCUCACUCAGUGCCACCCUCAUCGUGCCAGCCUCUAACAGCACCCACAGCCUGCCGGCCACAGACAACAACCAGAACCCCCCGGCACCUGUCACCCCACAGAGCCUGCCGCUUCCAAACAGCGAGCAGCCCUCGGAGGCACAGCUCCCUCCCAAUGGCACGGUGUCAGAUCCCAAACCCGGCACCCUGUGUUCCGGCGGGCAGCCCCCGGAGCCGGCUGCGGAGGUGAGAUGCAGCACGCUCCUAAUUGAUAAGGUGUCAGCUCCACCGACCACCACCAGCACCUUCUCCAAAGAAACGACUCCCCUCUCCAGCUCCGGGACCCCAGCCCCAGAUUUCAUGUCUAGCUCCCUGCUCAUCGAUAUACAGCCCAGUGCCCCAGCGGUGUCAGCAGAACAAGAGACGUCUGGGUGGGCGGCCACGCCCACGCCCGCCAAGCUAUACAGUGAGGUCCACUUCACACUGGCCAAGCCCCCAUCAGUGGUCAACAGGACCGCCAGACCCUUCGGGAUCCAGGCGCCAGGGAGCACCAGCCAGAUGGAGCGGAGCCCCAUGGUAGAGAGACGACAUCUCGGGGAGAAGGCCCUGGCUCCCCAGCCCUCCAGCAUGGCAGACAGGAGCCCUCGGCCACAGAGACACGUGAUGUCCCAUAGCCCCAUGGUGGAAAGGAGGUCUGUGGCACAGCGAAGCCCUGCCUUGGAGAGACGCCCCUUGGGGAACUUCACCCCACCCCCCACCUAUGCCGAGACCUUGUCCACGGCCCCCCUGGCUUCCCGGGUUAGGUCUCCCCCGUCCUACUCUGCCCUUUACCCCAGCUCUGACCCCAAGCCUUCUCCUCUGAAGGGCCAGGCAGUUCCUGCCAGCAAGACGGGCAUUUUGGAGGAGUCGAUGGCCCGCAGGGGCAGCCGGAAAUCCAUGUUCACCUUCGUGGAGAAGCCCAAGGUGACCCCAAAUCCAGACCUGCUGGAUCUGGUACAGACGGCCGAUGAGAAGCGGAGGCAGAGGGACCAGGGGGAGGCAGGCGUGGAGGACGAGCCCUUCGCGCUGGGGGCCGAGGCCUCCAACUUUCAGCAGGAGUCAGCACCCCGGGACAGGGCCGGCCCUGCGGCGGCCGAGGAGAUCCUCCCGGAGUGGGCCUCGUGCCUCAAGUCACCGCGCAUCCAGGCCAAGCCCAAGCCCAAGCCCAACCAGAACCUGUCCGAGGCCUCCGGGAAGGGGGCUGAGCUCUACGCCCGCCGCCAGUCCCGGAUGGAGAAGUAUGUCAUCGAGUCCUCGGGCCACGCCGAACUGGCCCGCUGCCCUUCGCCCACCAUGUCCCUGCCUUCAUCCUGGAAAUAUUCCACCAAUGCUCCUGGCGCCUUCCGAGUGGCAUCCCGGAGCCCAGCUCGGACCCCGCCCGCCUCCCUCUACCACGGCUACCUGCCUGAGAACGGGGUCCUGCGCCCUGAGCCCACCAAGCAGCCGGCCUACCAGCUGCGGCCCUCGCUCUUCGUCCUCUCGCCCAUCAAGGAGCCUGUCAAGCCCUCACCGAGAGCCGCCUCUCCUGCCAAGCCGAGCUCCCUGGACCUGGUGCCCAGCCUCCCCAAGGGGGCCCUCCCGGCAUCCCCGGCCCUGCCUCGGCCCUCCCGCUCCUCACCGGGCCUCUACAGCUCCCCCGGCCAGGACGGCCUCCAGCCCACAGCCGUGAGCCCGACCUACAGCAGUGAUAUCUCCCCCGUGUCGCCCUCCAGGGCGUGGUCUCCCCGCGCCAGGCAGGCCCCCAGGCCCUCCUUCUCCACCCGGAAUGCUGGGAUCGAGGCUCAGGACCGCCGGGAGAGCCUGCCCACCUCCCCGCCCUGGACGCCGGGCGCCUCCCGGCCCCCCAGCAGCCUGGACGGCUGGGUGAGCCCGGGGCCGUGGGAGCCGGGCCGGGGGAGCAGCAUGAGCAGCCCCCCGCCGCUCCCGCCGCCGCCGCCCAUGUCUCCCUCGUGGAGCGAGCGCUCCGUAUCCCCGCUGCGACCCGAGGCCGAGGCGCGGCCUCCCAGCCGUCAGCUGCAGGCCCUCCUGGCGCGAAACAUCAUCAACGCCGCCCGGCGCAAGAGCGCCUCCCCGCGGCCGGCGGGCGCCGAGAGCCUGCGGCCCUUCUCCCCGCCCGGGCCGCCGCCGCCGCCGCCGCCGCCGCCGCGCCUGCGCUCGCCGCAGCCCUCCCGGCCCGGCCCCGCCGCCGCCGCCGCCGCCGCCCCCGGGGCCACGUUCGCCCCGAUCCCGCGGAGCCCGCUGCCCGCCGGCCCCUCGCCCUGCGCCAGCCCCCGGAGCCCGCUGCCCGCGACGCCCAGGCCCUUCGCCUACCGCCGGUCGCCCACGGACUCCGACGUGUCCCUCGACUCCGAGGACUCCGGGGCUAAGUCGCCCGGCAUCCUCGGCUACAACAUCUGUCCCCGCGGGUGGAACGGCAGCCUGAGGCUCAAGCGUGGCAGCCUCCCCGCCGAGGCCUCCUGCACCACCUAAAGCCUCGCCCGCUCCCGCUCCGUCCCCACCCCGGGAGGGCUGAGCCAGAAGAAGAGUUGUGGGGCUUGGUAGAUCCCAGCACCACGUCCGGGGGGUGGAGGGGUGGGGGUGGGGGGCGGUGAGGUCUGGCCGCUUUGGACAAGGGGUAAGGGGAGGCGUGCUCUGGGCUUGGGGCUGGGGUAGUGAUCCAAGCUUGGGUUCUAGCCCUUAUUCUUUCAUUCAGUCAUUGUGUGGCCCUGGGCAAGACCCUUCCUCUGUCCGACCCUCAGCCUUCCCAUCCGUUUAAUAAGACUUGGAGCAAGGCCAUCUUCACAGGUCUAAAUUUCCCCUCCCCUCCCCAUCAAUACACACACGCACACACGCACCCACACACACCUGCCCUGAAAGAGUCAGGGUAUUGUGUGUAUGGACCCCUAGACUCGCUCUGGUUCAGGGUUCCACAGUCCUCCCUCCCUUCCUGGCUCUGCUCUCUGGAGUCUGGCAAAUGAGGGGUGUGUUCACAAGAUCCUAGGCCUCAGUCCCCUGCCUGGGCCCUGGCUUGACCGCCUGCCUCCCUGGCACCAAGUCCCAGGCAGGAGCAGCUGCUUGCCACCCCUUCCCAGACAAGCUCUAUUUUUACCAUGGUGACCUUUAGAGAGGUCUCCCAGGCCAGCUCAAGGUGCCCUGCUGGCCCCUCGGGAGACAAGAGGUGGAAAGAUUCCUCCUCCCAGGUCCCUCUCACGCUUUUCCAGCUCUGGCUUAGGGUGUCAGGGCCGCUUAUCUGCCACCAGAGGGGAAAGCUGGAAGGUGAUGACUUAUGGCCCCGGCCCCAGGACUUGGGCCUCCAGGAAUACUGUAGGUGCCUCCAACCCAUCUAUCUCUUCUCAGCCCUUUCAUGGCAGGUUCCAGGCUCAACGCUGAGCUGGGGGGAGAAGAGUUGAUAUGGAGCUAUCUGCUCGCCUGUGACUUUACCUAAUGGUCCUGAGUUUGAGGUUGGCCACUUGGAAAAGGGGAGGCAAGAGUUCCUUGUUAUGGGAGGUAUUCAAGCAGUAGCCAGGAUGCAUAGAGGAGAUUCUAGUAGGAAGUGGAUUGGCUCAGAUGACCUCUGAGGGCUCUUCCAGUCCUGAAAUGCAUUGCAUGGGGUUAGGAAGGGAGGCAGUUGGUGGUGGAGGACUGAUUGGGCAGAAUUUGGGGGCAGAUGAGCAUGGGUGGGUGAGGGAGGGGUUAGACUAGUCCGCCUGUGUUUCUGGCUCCUUGGGAAAUACCCCAUGCUUCAGUUUUAGGCCUCAGUAUCCAUAUCAUGCCCAGAUGAGUGGGCACUGUUCUGCCCCAUCUCUUUCCUGUUACACUCUGGCCUAGCUAGUGCCUGGUGCCCAGUGACCUUGAGGAGCCUGGCUGCAGACUCUGGCCUGUCCCUUAGACCUGGGUGGUUCUCAUUCCAAUCCCCAGGAGGGACAUGGGAAGAAUGCGGCUAAAUUCUAUAGCUUCCAAAGUUGGCUGGUGGUGCCCUCUAGAGGUUCAGAAUACCAGCUUCAGGAUACUAAGCACAGAGGAGGGUGGGGAUGGGGCACUGGACUUGACUGAGGAUCAAAGAGAUGUAGGAUAAAAGAUUAAGAGAAAGGAUACCAGGAUGUUGCUAACGGUGAGGGACUGAGUGUGAUUUGGGGUUAGGGGUAGACUUACCCACCCAGGUGGGUAACAUCAGGUGAUGUUAGACCUGAAACCCCCACAGAAGGCUAGGGAAAGCUGGGGUCGGGGUGGGAGAGAGUCAGAUGGGGGUCUUUGAAAUUAAGGAGUGAUCCCAGAGGGUGCCUAGGGCCAAAGGAUUGGGAACACAGGCCCUGACAGAGGGAAGAUAAGGGAGUAUUCCUGCUUGGUCGAUGAUGGUUGAUGAUGAAGUCCCCAUCUGCUUCAGGGUUCCUUUGUAGCACGGGAGACUGGGGCUAAGGGCCCCUUUCACAGAAGAGACGCUCUCAGGCCACUGGUUGAUGCAGUGCCAUAGAAAAUCCACUUCUGCUUGCAUUUCCCCAAAGAGCCAGCAGAAGGCAGCCCUGGAAAGCUGCGUUUCUGCCUGGCUGUUCCUGUCACUGUCUUCUCCCCCCAUCCUCCCCUCUAGCCCACUAGAGACUGCCUGUGUUCUGCCUCUUGCCUCCUGCAGAAUUCAUCUCUGGCCCUCAAUAAAUGCUUCCUGCAUA